CUUGUGUUGUUUUGGAAGUCACGGUUGUGUUGGGCUGUAGUAACAGUGUGCGCAAUUGCCAAUAUGUCAACUUGGACACGAUGCUGUUAUGCCAAACAUCUGAAUCCUGGAGGGAAGGUAAACUGGAUCUGAGAGACGCCCCACUUUAGCAGCUCAAUAUUGCAAUGCAGUCUUUUGGAUGUGCUGGGGAAAGUUGGCAGAGUGGUCUACGGUGGGAAAAUGAUUUAAACAUGCCAGACUUUGUAAUUUAAAAGGAGGAGGAAGCACAUUUUACUACUGGAAUGGUUUGCCUAAAAGGCGCAGAACACGGAACUUCAGAGCCGAAUAAUGGAUCAUUUACCCCAGCAAAAUCUGUUUGGAGCAGUCUAUAACUAACUUUACCUUUUUGAAGACUGAUGGAAGUUGACUACUGCCUCCAAAGCCAAGUACAUUCAUGUCCGAGGGAUUUCGUUAAACCGAUGAGUUUAGUCAUGGGUGAUCAUGGAUCUCAGUCCCAUCCACGGAGCUCUGGUCUGAGGGUGUCGACCAAGAGCAGAGCACCAUCCCCCCCAGGACUAAAGAAGCUGGAUUCCCCAGGUUAUUCCCAGUGGUACCCAGGAAACCUUCAUUUAGCCAUGGACCAGAAGGAGAACCUCAUUGAUAAAGACCUCUCUCUGGUCGUGGUUCUGCCUGACGGAGUGGAAGAAGUGACCACGGUGCAUGGAAGCAAACCUAUAAUGGACCUGUUAGUGACGCUUUGUGCAAAGUACCACCUGAACCCAUCAAGCCACACCUUAGAACUGGUCACCGCCAAGAAGAACAACACCAAACUCAAGCCACAUGCUCUCGUAGGAACUUUGGAUGCAGAGAAGAUCAUACUUAAGCCUAAAGGGGUGGAUAAAAACAAGAAGACCGGUCCUCAGAUGCCUGAGGCAACUGUUCGGAUGGUGAUAAACUACAAAAAGACCCAGAAGACUAUACUGCGAGUCAGUCCUCGAGUUCCCCUGUCUGAACACUUACCAGCAAUCUGUGAGAAAUGUGAAUUUGACAUGGGAACUACAGUUCUGUUGAGAGAUGGCCAAUCACUGGCCCCUUUGGACUUGUCCAACUCUCUUAAUGAUUAUGCAAUAAGGGAGGUUUAUGCAAGAGACAUGAGUGUCACGCCGGGCAAAGACAAAGAUCAAAAAGAGAAAGAAAAUAAAGGCCUCUUUAGCAAAUUUAGAAAAAGCAAGAAAAAAUCUGACCAGGCAACGACAGCCAGUGCUCCAGCUUCUCCUGUGCUUGUGAUCAAGCCUCGACCUCUCAGCAUGGCCUUACCUAGCUCCAAUUCGUCCUUGUAUAGCUCCACUACGCUACCUACAGAUGUGCCAAAGAAGAGACGUGCCCCCCAACCCCCACUUCUGGUGUCUCAGAGCUGCCCGUCCGAUUUCAGCAUUCGCCGGAGACUCAACUCUGAACCUAUUUGCCAGGUGGACGGCGACCCGAUGUCUGGUUUAAGCCGUGGCUCCUCGGCAGAGUCGUCGCUUAAGAGAACCAAACGCAAAGCUCCUCCGCCCCCCAAGUCCCCUAGCGCCGCUGUCCAAGAAAAACUUCCUCUGGACGAAACUUUGCAAGGUGGGGUAGCUGCAAACACACUGGAGGAGAUUAUGGAGCAAGAGGAGACCACUGCCUCUGUAAUGUCUGCAACUGCUAGUGAUACCCAGGGAGAGGACAGCAGCCUCAGCAUGUCUGCUGACGCUUCACUGCAUUCCCCGUCCCCAGAUACUGAGAUACUGAGCACAAUGUCCACGGAGGCAAAUGGGGAAGAUCAGUCUUGUGAUCUAUCCUCAGAUGGCAAUCAACUGCAGAGUACAGUGAAUGAGUCUGCCAGUGUGAGUGAUGUGAGGACAACUGAAGGCACAGACCAUUCUGAACUGGCAGAUAAUAAUAAUGGGCCAUGUCCAGUUGAACAUGUAAGCCAACAGGAGAUCUGUGAAGCGUCUGCACCUCAAAGUGCCAAGAUGGAUUGUAGCACUUUACCCAGCAGCUUUCCUCUGCCUCCUGUGAUGCAAGAUGCAGAAGCACAGGCCUCUGUUGAGACAAACACUGAAACCCUCCGGGAGCAGGCUGACAGACCUGAGAUCCCAGUGGCCACCAGCACAUCGCGCCCCAUUAAAGAGGAUGCUCAAGCGCAAACAGAUUUCACACCACUACCUGUGCCUCCACAACAACCCAUGGAUGAAAUCCCUUCCUCAGCUAAUUCAACUGCCUUUGAAACCGCCGGUAAAAAAGAUAUAGCCACUGGAACGGAGGAACUGGACGAGCCUGAUCUCAAAGAUUCUUUACCCCACACCUCAGAGACCUCAUCGUGCCAAGGUUCAACCCCAAGUGCUCCCGCCGCAACAAGGGCAACAUCUAUUUAUGCCACAAACUCUGAGCCAAAGCCCAAGCCUUCCAACGAGCUGACAAGAGAUUACAUCCCCAAGAUGGGGAUGACGACUUACACUAUCGUGCCUCAGAAAUCUCUGGACAAACUGAGAUAUUUUGAAGUUGCACUGACACUGGAGGCUCCUCCUGAUGCUCCUGAAGAGAGACUCGAUAUUGGUGCUCUUCAGUUGGAAGAGAUCACAGCGCCGGAGGAUCAAACCGACUUAAUGACUAGCACUACUACUACGACUACUACUACUGCUACAGAAGACACUGUUAUUGGAAGUAUACCUGAUUCAAUUCAUUCCUCACCCCCAACAAGUUUACCUAUAGCAGAUGAAAACAUCACAUCCUCGGCUAAUGUGGCAUCUGAAGCAGGUUCACCAGCUGAGGUCAAGGAGAUGAAAAUUCCACCCGCAACUAAACCUAAGCCUGGUUCUUUCCGCUUGGCUCAGCACAAAAAAACACCUGGGUAUUAUGUCACCUCAGCAGCAGAAAAGAAACUUAAUGCCAGUCCUGGAAUCCAGAGGGAGGCUCAAGGAAGCGCAGAGAGAGCAAAGUUACCACCUCCUCCUCUUCCUCCUCCCUUGCAGUGUCAAGAGGAGACAACAGGAGGCGCUAAUGUUGAGCUGAGCCCUAAAGGGGAUGACAAGAAUGUUGCCUUCAUGCGAAUGACUAGGCAAAGUAGUUUGCCAUUUAAAGGACCAACUACAGGGUUAAGCUUGGAAAAAUUAAGGAGCUUUGCCGCCGCUAGGCCUUAUUCUCCUGCGACCCCAUCCCGCUUCGCCCAGGCCGUGUCCUCUGCUGUAAAAAGGAGCCAUUCCUUAUCACAUGGGCCUCAGUCUCCUCAGUCUCCUGUUUCACCGUCCUUAUCCCCAAUCCGAAAUCGCUCAUCAUUCAUAGAAUCCGAAGGAUUAUCUGAGAUUAAGGAUGGUGGAAAAGGAGACGUGGAAGGCGACAAAGACUCCCCUCUGCAGGUUGCAGAGGGUGAACCGACAUCUUUUGGUGGGGUUGUUCAAAUGGAAGGAGAGAGUAAUCCAUAGCAGUGCCUUCAUUCUUUUGACAAUACAUCAUCUACUGAGGAGCUUUCCUGAAACCUUUAAUGGCCCAGAAGCGGUCCGAACUGUCUGCUUUACCUCUUUUAACAGUCUCCAGCAGUGUACAUAAAAUUAUGUAUUUUGAUAAUUAAUAAUUACUGUAUCUGUUUUCUUUCUCUCACAUGUCAUUAAGUAAUUUCCCUGGCGCUGGCCUGAUAUUGUAAAGCUUCUCUUUUAUUUUGUGUGAUGACUAUCGCAUUUAAUGCAUUACUGUUGUGAGUAAAUAAGAACGUUAAAUGAAAACAAUUCUAUAAAUUAUUAAAAACAAGUAUUAUCUAAAUAAUACUGGAUGUGAGGACAGACGAGGUUUUUCCUAUGGUACUUAAAUGCUCCUUUAUAUUAUACCACACAUAUAUUUAAGUAUUGCAGAGUUUUGAUUAAACUAUUUGCAUUUAAAUACACAGAGGUUGUUUGUGUCAAGCUGUGUUGUUAUGAAUAAAGCUUCUAUCAUUUU
Messenger RNA from Notothenia coriiceps (black rockcod), 3936 nucleotides. It is a transcript of the gene cobll1b, whose product is annotated as cordon-bleu WH2 repeat protein-like 1b. Lineage: Eukaryota; Metazoa; Chordata; Actinopteri; Perciformes; Nototheniidae. Gene Ontology annotation, biological process: signal transduction. The transcript is spliced from 13 exons. Gene Ontology annotation, molecular function: actin monomer binding. The record is from RefSeq and is a predicted model, not a curated record. Bases 396 to 3428 code for a protein of 1010 amino acids.